CUCCAGUGAUUGUUUACGUCCAUGUUCUGCGACUGUGUUGUAAAAUCUGUGUUUCGUCUCAGUGCUCGUACGUCCCUCCCUGUGAGAGGGACAACCAGAAGAACAGGGACAGCGUUCUGUGGUGGGAGGAUUAUUUCACCAAGGAGGUCAGCAGCCAAUCCUUCACCUGCUUCUUCAACCAGCAGAGGAGGCCCGACGACGUGUUGUGGCGUCGUUCCCACGACGCCAGCGUCCUGCUGCACUGCGUCCUCUGGCCCAUGGUGUCGCUGCUGCUGGGGACGCUCAUCGUGCUUCUGACCGUGUGCGCUCGUUCCCUCGCCGUCCGAGCCGAGGCCCUCCAGAAGAGGAAAUGCUCUUACGAGGUUUGCCAGGACCUCUCUGUCGCACCCUCAGAUCGCCGCGGCACCAAGGCCGGAGACCCCCUCUCGACAAACUCUGACGCUGAGCUGUCCUCGCCAUCAAGGACCCUGCCGCUGUUUGCGGUGCCAGUGCGACGGCGCGACCGAGAACAUUAAGACGGAACGGAAAGUUGUUUUGACGUCAUCAAGUCUUUUCUCUAAAGAUGCUGAUGAGCCGUUGGGCGAAGUCAACGCCACCGUCAACCCGCUGCUGUCUAGUGCGGUUUGUAUAACCAGAAAACACGAGGUGAACGCUGGAGGGGUCGUUUCACCCUGUUGCCUGUAGAUGUCAGCAGAAUCACUUUAGAGAAUCAUCUUUGUUUCUGAUUUUAACGAACUCGAUCUGAGAGAAAUCCGGACGCCGCUGAGCUGAAUCCUCCGAUUUGAACCAACAAUUCUUCUGUUGUAGCUUCAUCACGAAUGAUUAUUGACAUAAGUUCACGAGUCAGAUUCGAAUAUAAGCUCACAUGUAGCCCUCUGUUCAUCCCGUUUACCCAGCAGCCACACGAGAGUUUGAAAAGAGCCGAAGUCUGUAACUUCAGCUUGUGUCUUCAUGCAGGUUUGAUUAAUGUGUCUGAAGACAUGUUGGACCCGUGUCUGUCUCCUCGAGCACUUUGAUAGAACGUCUAAACUUUUCACCACUGAAACAAAAACUACAGAUUAACUGAAGCACCGCACGUCCUGUUGCUUUCUUCUGUUUCCAUGACAACCACCAACAUCCUCUCCUAAGUUUCUUCUUCAUAACUUUUCAACUUCAGUCUCUACGGUUUAACGUCGCUGAUAGAGUUGUUGUUUACAGACUCAUUCCACUAGAGGGCAGAAGAGAUCCCAAUCGUUCCUUGUUAAAAAUCAAGUGAACACGUCUCGUUGCUACG
Messenger RNA from Paralichthys olivaceus (Japanese flounder), 1273 nucleotides. Lineage: Eukaryota; Metazoa; Chordata; Actinopteri; Pleuronectiformes; Paralichthyidae. The record is from RefSeq and is a predicted model, not a curated record.